This is a messenger RNA of Budorcas taxicolor (takin), 1217 nucleotides long. It is a transcript of the gene TMEM38B, whose product is annotated as transmembrane protein 38B. Bases 59 to 934 code for a protein of 291 amino acids. The transcript has 6 exons. Gene Ontology annotation, biological process: potassium ion transmembrane transport. Gene Ontology annotation, cellular component: membrane. The record is from RefSeq and is a predicted model, not a curated record. Gene Ontology annotation, molecular function: potassium channel activity; identical protein binding. NCBI's taxonomy places the organism in Eukaryota, Metazoa, Chordata, Mammalia, Artiodactyla, Bovidae.
CGCGCACGCCGGGAACCCGUCUCCGCGGCUGCUUCGGCUGCGGCGGUCGGUAGUCGCGAUGGACUCUCCGUGGAAUGAGCUGACCCUUGCCUUUUCUCGCACUUCCAUGUUCCCCUUUUUUGAUAUCGCCCACUACCUGGUGUCGGUGAUGGCGUUGAAGCAUCAGCCGGGAGCAGCAGCGCUGGCAUGGAAGAAUCCUCUGUCAAGCUGGUUUACUGCUAUGCUCCACUGCUUUGGUGGAGGAAUUUUAUCCUGUGUACUGCUUGCAGAGCCUCCACUUAGGUUUCUUGCAAACAACACUAAUAUAUUACUGGCAUCUUCAAUCUGGUAUAUUGCAUUUUUUUGCCCAUAUGACCUAAUUUCCCAGGGAUACUCAUUCCUACCUGUUCAACUGUUGGCUGCGGGAAUGAAGGAAGUGACCAGAACUUGGAAAAUAGUAGGUGGAGUCACACAUGCUAAUAGCUAUUACAAAAAUGGCUGGAUAGUCAUGAUAGCUAUUGGAUGGGCCCGAGGUGCAGGUGGUAGCAUUAUCACGAAUUUUGAGCAGCUGGUAAAAGGAUGUUGGAAACCAGAAGCUGAGGAAUGGCUGAAGAUGUCCUACCCUGCCAAGGUAACCCUGCUGGGAUCAGUUAUCUUCACAUUCCAGCAAACCAAGCAUUUGGCAAUUACAAAGCAUAAUCUUAUGUUCCUCUUUACUGUGUUUCUUGUGGCCACGAAGAUAACCAUGAUGAUUACAGAGACUGCUCUUAUGCCUUUUGCUUGUUUUGAAGAUACAUUGAGUCGGAUGCUGUUUGGCUGGCAGCAGCAGUUUUCACCAUUUGAAAAGAAAAGUGAAACAAAAUCAUCUUUCAAUGGUACUGGUUCAUCUACCUCAAAACCUGUAGCUAACGCUUCAGAUAAAGUUAAAAAGAAACAUAGUAAGAAGACUGAGUAAAUUCACUCGAUGAGCUUUAGAAAGCAAAAAAUUUUCUUUUUCUUAUCUACCUGUGAGAUUGUGAUAAAUAUUUCUUGUAAAUGAUGUAAAUAAAGAUUAUAAGGAUUGGAGGUGACAAAAAGAAAGAACUUUCUGUUUCAGGGAGACUGUCCCUUCCUGGAUUGUAAUUUCCUGAGUGUUAUGAGUAUAUCAUGUGAAAUUGUUUUUCUAAGUUAUAUAUAAAAGAUUCUAUUGUGAUUUUUAAAAGUUUUAUAUGGAUAAAACAAGGCUGGAUUUUUAAAAA